Molecule: messenger RNA, 2707 nt
Organism: Sinocyclocheilus grahami
Lineage: Eukaryota; Metazoa; Chordata; Actinopteri; Cypriniformes; Cyprinidae
Exons: 25
Molecular function (GO): DNA binding
Source: RefSeq, a predicted model, not a curated record
UUAGGGGUAGACCUAACAGAUGUCUUUCAAGAGGUCAGAAAAAAGGACCAGCUGGCAGUCCAUUGUGGAAAAAUUGCAGGUUGUCUGUACAGAAUAAAAUAUGACAAUGGAGAGGAGUGUAUUUCAUGUGAAGGGAAAUGGUUUACGCCCAGUAUGUUUGAGAAGUUUGGAGGAAAAGGGCAUCACAAGAAGUGGAAGGGUAGCAUCUAUUACAAGUCAUCAAAUGGCCUUCAACAAGUUAAAUUACUGAAACUCAUUCAAAAUGGGUGUCUUUCAGAAUUUGGACAACAGAGGGAGUCAAUUAGAGAGGUGACACUGACUCUGGAAUCACCUGUAUGUGGAAUUGAAGAGGAAACAGUCCAACUGAACAGUUCUUCAGAUGAGUCUGUACCUGUUGCUGUAAGAGUCAAAAUGAACAGGAGAGAAUCUGUAAAUAAAAAUCAGUGUUCUACUGAAUCUACUGCCAAUGCUAGAGACAGUUCUUCAGAUGAGUCUGUGCCUGUUGCUGUAAGAGUCAAAAUGAACAGGAGAGAAUCUGUAAAUAAAAAUCAGUGUUCUACUGAAUCUACUGCCAAUGCUAGAGACAGUUCUUCAGAUGAGUCUGUGCCUGUUGCUGUAAGAGUCAAAAUGAACAGGAGAGAAUCUGUAAAUAAAAAUCAGUGUUCUACUGAAUCUACUGCCAAUGCUAGAGACAGUUCUUCAGAUGAGUCUGUGCCUGUUGCUGUAAGAGUCAAAAUGAACAGGAGAGAAUCUGUAAAUAAAAAUCAGUGUUCUACUGAAUCUACUGCCAAUGCUAGAGACAGUUCUUCAGAUGAGUCUGUGCCUGUUGCUGUAAGAGUCAAAAUGAACAGGAGAGAAUCUGUAAAUAAAAAUCAGUGUUCUACUGAAUCUACUGCCAAUGCUAGAGACAGUUCUUCAGAUGAGUCUGUGCCUGUUGCUGUAAGAGUCAAAAUGAACAGGAGAGAAUCUGUAAAUAAAAAUCAGUGUUCUACUGAAUCUACUGCCAAUGCUAGAGACAGUUCUUCAGAUGAGUCUGUGCCUGUUGCUGUAAGAGUCAAAAUGAACAGGAGAGAAUCUGUAAAUAAAAAUCAGUGUUCUACUGAAUCUACUGCCAAUGCUAGAGACAGUUCUUCAGAUGAGUCUGUAGCUGUUGCUGAAAAAGUCAAAAUGAACAGGAGAGAAUCUGUAAUUUUAGCUGACACUCUCCGUAAAAAGAUCACAGAACCGGUAGAAUCUACUGCCAGUGCUAGAGAUUCACCUGCACCUCCCAUUGAUGCUACAGAACCUGCAGUAUCAGGACAAAUGAGGGAGUCAAUCAGAGAGGUGACACCGACAAAGUCCUUGAAAAGAUUGUUUUCCAAAAGUCUGGAAAUACCUGUGUGUCGAAUUGAAGAGGAAACAUUCCAGCUGGACAGUUCUUCAGAUGAGUCUGUAUCUGUUGCUGAAAAAGUCAAAAUGGUACAGAACAGGAGAGAAUCUUUGAUUUUAGCUGAAAAUCUCAGUAAAAAGAUCACAGAAACAGUAGAAUCUACUGCCAAUGCUAGAGAUUCACCUGCACCUCCCACUGAUGCUACAGAACCUGCAGCAUCUACUGUCGCAGACGAGGCCGAUCAGACCACAGAUGAAGCAGCGGGUGAAGCAGCAGCAGCAGCCCAGCUGAACUUCAGUGUUUCUCCCACUGAUGCUACAGAACCUGCAUUAUCUCCUGUCAUAGAUGAAGCCGAUCAGACCACAGAUGAAGCAGCAGGGGAAGCAGCAGCAGCUCAGCUGAGCUGCUGUGAUUCUCCCACUGAUGCUACAGAACCUGCAUUAUCUCCUGUCGUAGAGGAGGCCAAUCAGACCACAGAUGAAGCAGCAGCAGCUCAGCUGAACUUCAGUGAUUCUCCCGCUGAUGCUACAGAACCUGCAGUAUCUCCUGUCAUAGAUGAAGCCGAUCAGACCACAGAUGAAGCAGCAGGUGAAGCAGCAGCAGCUCAGCUGAGCUGCUGUGAUUCUCCCACUGAUGCUACAGAACCUGCAUUAUCUCCUGUCGUAGAGGAGGCCAAUCAGACCACAGAUGAAGCAGCAGCAGCUCAGCUGAACUUCAGUGAUUCUCCCGCUGAUGCUACAGAACCUGCAGUAUCUCCUAUCGUAGAGGAGGCCAAUCAGACCACAGAUGAAGCAGCAGCAGCUCAGCUAAACUCCAUUGAUUCUCCCACUGAUGCUACAGAACCUGCAGUAUCUCCUAUCAUAGAGGAGGCCAAUCAGACCACAGAUGAAGCAGCAGCAGCAGCAGCAGCUCAGCUGAAUUUCAGUGAUUCUCCCACUGAUGCUACAGAACAUGCAGUAUCUCCUGUCGUAGAGGAGGCCGGUCAGACCAUAGAUGAAGCAGCGGGUGAAGCAGCUCAGCUGAACUUCAGUGAUUCACCUGCUGAAAGGCAGAACCCUGAUGCUUCUGAAGAGACUGAGAAGACAGGCCAGAUGCAGUUAAUUACAUUUCUGGAAAACCAGUUUAAAACAAUGAACAACACCCUAACAUCAAUUGAUUUGUCUUUAAAGAAGCUGAUGGAAAAACAGUCACAAGACACACUGCCUCAAUAUAUCUGUCUAAUUCCUGCUGAUUUUGAAAAUCUCCUGAUUAAUUCCUUAGUCAAGCAGGAGCCAAUCACAGAAGGUGGGGGUAGUACUGAGGAAGCACAACUGUGAUCUGAGAGUUUAUCAAUAAAUA